Messenger RNA from Ascochyta rabiei, 444 nucleotides. RefSeq lists its product as uncharacterized. Lineage: Eukaryota; Fungi; Ascomycota; Dothideomycetes; Pleosporales; Didymellaceae. The transcript has 4 exons. The coding region runs from base 1 to 444 and encodes 147 amino acids. The record is from RefSeq and is a predicted model, not a curated record.
AUGUCCUCCAUCGCUGCCCGCUCAGCCUUCCGCGCUGCCCCGCGCCUCCGCGCCGCCGCUCCUGCCCGCCGCUGGGCCAGCACCGCCCCCUCUGACUCCGGACACGCCGAGAGGCAGGCCGGCAAGGACGCCCUCAAGACCGGAGCGAAGCGCGACCCCGAGCUCUAUGUGCUCCUGGCCAUCAUGAGCGGUGUCUUCGGACUCGCAGGCUGGCACUUCUCCCGCUCGCCCACCAGCGCCUCGUCCGAGCGAACCGUGUCCAAGGCCGAGCACAGCGAGCCCUGGAAGCAGGGUGGCUCCAGCCCAUACCAGUACCACCCCGGCGGUGAUACCAGCGUGAAGAAGGAUGCUCCUUCGGCCCUCAACGUGGUCGUGAUCCCCAACGUUACGCUCCCCAAGGAGCUGCACGACACAUACAACAAGUGGGGCAAGGACGGCUACUAG